AUGUGAAAAUGGAGAUGGUGGAUUUGUUCUCCUUUUUUUUUUUUUUUCCUUAAACCAGAGGUAACCUUGUAAGGGCUAUUUUUAUAAAUUUCCCCCAAAUUUCUUUGAAUAUCACCAUCACUUUGUAACUUGCCUGCGAAUUUUUAAAUUUUAAGUUUUACAACAUGUUUUCAAGCAAAGAAAUGCCAUCACCAUCAUCAUUGUUCUCGGCCUAUGCUUCCAUGACAGCUUCCAUCAUGCUAUUUCGAUCCAUGGCGAACGAUAUCAUCCCUUACCCAAUCCGAAACUAUCUCGUUACGAGUUUGGGUUACUUGUUCAAGCCACGAUCUCGACUGCUCACUUUGGUCAUGGAAGAAUCCAAUGGCAUGGUUAGAAAUCAAGUUUACGAUGCGUCCGAGGUUUACUUAUGUACCAAGAUAAGUCCCGACACGGAGAGGCUUAAAGUUAGUAAGACCCCAAGAGAAAAGAACCUUACUAUAAGGCUCGAGAAAGGCGAGAAAAUCUUCGAUUUGUUCGAGGGUGUUGAGCUUAAAUGGAGAUUUGUCUGUGCCGAAGCGGAGAAAGGGAAUAACCCGAACGAUCAAGUCGUUGCGAGAGCCGAGAAACGAUCGUUCGAGCUCAGUUUCGAUAAAAAAUACAAAGGGUUGGUUUUGGGGUCUUAUGUGCCGUUUGUAUUGGAAAGAGCGAAGGCAAUUAGAGAUCAACAAAGGAUUUUGAAGAUGUAUACACUUAGUACGCAAGGUUAUAUGGGAAUGAUGUGGGAUUCGAUUAAUCUCGAACAUCCCGCGACAUUUGAGACGUUGGCGAUGGACCCUAAGUUGAAAAACGAUGUUAUGGAGGAUUUAGAUAGAUUUGUUAAGAGGAAAGGGUUUUAUAAAAAGGUUGGAAAAGCGUGGAAAAGGGGAUACUUGUUAUAUGGACCUCCCGGGACCGGGAAAUCUAGCUUGGUUGCGGCCAUGGCUAAUCAUUUGAAGUUUGAUGUGUAUGAUCUUCAGCUUGUGAAUAUAAUGGGAGAUUACGACUUAAGACGGUUGCUACUAUCAACGGGGAAUCGGUCCAUACUUGUCAUCGAAGACAUUGAUUGCAGCAUCGAUUUGCCGGACCGACGGCAUGCCCCCGAUGGACGAAAACAACCUGAACAUCAUGUACAGUUGACACUAUCAGGCCUGCUCAAUUUCAUUGAUGGAUUAUGGUCAAGCUGUGGUGAUGAGAGGAUCAUUGUAUUCACCACUAACCACAAGGACCGGUUAGACCCAGCUCUACUCCGACCUGGCCGAAUGGACAUGCACAUUCACAUGUCCUAUUGCAACCCUCAGGGUUUCAAGCUUUUGGCCUCGAAUUACUUGGGAAUCCACGGGUACCACCACCUUUUCGGCGAGAUUGAAGGCUUGUUGCAGGACACCGAGGUCAGUCCCGCACAAGUUGCCGAAGAGUUGAUGAAGAGCGAAGAUCCCGACAUUGCACUCGGAGGACUUGUCAAGCUGCUCAAACGGAAGAAGCUGGAAGGUGACGGACCGGUCGAUAAAGACGGUAAGACAGUCGGAAUUCGAGAAGUUAAAAGACAGAAAGUUGAGACCAAGGGUAAGCCAGUUAGGAUGAGUAGAAGGAAGGUGAAUAGGAGAAGGAACAUAUGAUUACUAGCUAUUAUAUUUUAUUUGCAUUAAAUUGCUGCUUGCAUGAGAUUUCAGUGCUUUUAGUGAAAUGCCACUCUUCUUUUUAGUUGUAAAAAUUUAGAAUUACAAUGGUAAUGCACAAAAAUUUUAAAAGGCUUCAAAUAUAUAUAGAA
This is a messenger RNA of Gossypium raimondii (Peruvian cotton), 1786 nucleotides long. Its product is annotated as AAA-ATPase At5g17760. The transcript is spliced from 2 exons. The record is from RefSeq and is a predicted model, not a curated record. Bases 165 to 1634 code for a protein of 489 amino acids. NCBI's taxonomy places the organism in Eukaryota, Viridiplantae, Streptophyta, Magnoliopsida, Malvales, Malvaceae. Gene Ontology annotation, molecular function: ATP binding; ATP hydrolysis activity.